AAAGAAUGGCACCAACUCGGGAGGGGUUGUGGUUCAGUGUUUGAUACAUAAUAUAUUUUUUUAUAAUUUUUCCCAUCAAUUUCGUUCGAUACGUGACUUGUUUGUGUGACUCGGUAGCUCUCCAGUUCGCUUCUUAGUCGCAGUGAGAUGUUCCCCGUGACUCGUACAAAGUGUCUAGGCAAUGCUUGAAGUUUGAUCUGGGAUUCCAACGUGCAAGCGCUUAGUUCAACGAUCUCAACAUUAAAUAGUGAGUUUGUGGUUUUGUGUUCCGUGGCGUGUCCAAGUGAUUACCUCCAGAAAUGAAAAUGGCCGUUAAUUCAGUGACUAUGAAUGAUCCUUCCGACUCCAACAAUAACAGUCUAGCGGUGAGCGGUGCUAGCGCCACUACGGUUAGCAUCAGCACCAGUGUUCCUUCGGGUUCAAGUGGAAAUUCCGAAGUAGAUUUGCAGAAGAUGGAAGGCAGAGACUCGCAAGACAACACGUCCAGAAACGAAUCGGGAUCACCUGAACAUCCGUCGCAUCCACCACAAGCUCAUACUCCCCAAGCUGCGCAGCAACAUCAUCAUCAUCCGCAGCAGCAUCAGCAAGCGCAACUACAAGAGACUGAAGUCCAGGAGCUAAUUGUACCUACCGAGAUGACUAUCAACGAUGAGCAGUCUCCAGCACUUCACACGGCGGUGAUUAUCAAUCAGCACAAACAUCGCAUGAUAACCACCAGUGGAGAAAUUGCUGAAGCACAUGAAGUGCAUCCGGAUCCUAGUGACUAUGAAACCGUUGAAUACCAUCAAGCUGUGACAACCGUGUCGGCAGCUCCUGGACAUGCAUUCACCUACGAACAGUCUCCAACAAGCCAAAGUAAUAGUGUGGCAGCCUCAUCGCCAGCUCCUCAAUUCGUAAAACGCGAAUCAAGCAUAGAAAAGGAAAGACUAGUCAGUUCUGAGCCAAAUGCACAAAUUCCAGUACAACAAACGGUUUACAUCGAGUACAAAAAUGAAGUUGAUGAACCAGUUCGUUAUGGAGCAGCACCACUUGUGCGUUAUGAAGACUUGAAGUACCAUCCACGCUACGUUCACUAUCAGCAAACUCAUCCAGCAAGUUUACCGCCACUACCUCAACAUGCACAUCAUCCUCAUCAUCCAUCGCACCACCCGGCACAUGUUCAAUCAGUUCAGCAUCAUCAACAACAGCAUCCGCCUCAACAGGAAGUAGAUCCUUCGAUUAAAUCCGAGCAACUGGAACAUCAUCAUCAUCCACAACAGCACCAUCAUCAAAAUCAGCAUCAGCAGCAACAACAACCGCAACCACAACAACACCCUCACGCACAAAUGCACCAGCAGCAUCAAUCAGCGAUCCAUUCACAACAACAUCAGCACCAUCCACACACCAUUCAGAUCUAUGAGGCUCAGGAAGCAGCCCAACAGUCUGAAGUACAACCACCAUCCGAAGCAACCACUAGCGAGGUUAAGACACACUACACCAAUUUGGAACCGGUUCACACCAUACCCUCCCCGCAGAACUACUACAUCGCAUCUGAAGGCUAUCAGACGACAAGUGGCUAUCCGUACGUCUCCUCCAAGGAUACACUGUACUACCACGCCGCAAGUCCAAAUCCAGUUCUGUACAAAAGCAGUGACCCUACGCUUACAUCAUCUUCCAUCAUAGCGGCAAAGCAGAUCCACUACAGUUCGCAAAAUUUGUAUGAAAGUGCGCCAGCACACAACUCUGCCUCGCCGGGAGCACAGCAAAUAUAUCCGUAUUGGAAUGGAAAUCUAGACUACGGAUCUACUUUCAGCAAUGCCGUUGUCUUGGACCAAACAUCAUCGGCACCUGCCGAGUACGUGAACAACGGACAAUCGUGGCAAAUUAGUGGCAUAUCGGAGGCAUACGAAGCGUCCAAUAUGCUCUCCUCAGAGCCUCGGGAAUGUGUAAACUGCGGAAGCUCGGAUACGCCGCUGUGGCGAAGGGAUAACGUAGGCCAUACGCUCUGCAACGCUUGCGCUUUGUACAACCGACAGAAUCCUGGAACCAACAGACCUCCCAACAGAAGUCACAAAGCGAAACAACCUCCGUCUCGUAAUAAACAGAAAACACCAGUGCCCGGGAACCGGCGGACGGGUGUAGUUUGUGCGAACUGUUCAACGACCACUACGACGCUGUGGCGUCGGAACAACCGAGGGGAACCCGUGUGUAAUGCAUGCGGGCUGUACCACAAACUGCACAACGUCGACCGGCCGUUGACGAUGAAGAAGGAUGGCAUCCAGACGCGCAAGCGGAAGCCCAAGUCUAGUCAACCGAUUCCGCCGAUAAAUGGACUCGGUAGCGAAAAACUCCUCCCCUCGAUGAUACAAUCGCAAAUACAUCCCGCCGGUCCCGGCGGGCCUCAAAAGCUGCUGAUGCCACCGCACGGCCACAUGACCGUGGUUUCGUCUCCAGCGAUGGAGAUUCACACCUCCCAUGCCAUCACCUCAUCGGCCAGUGGUUCCACACAAGACCAAAGAUUCGUCGACAGCACCUCCAGCGCCGCCGCCACCGCCAACAGUAUGCCACCCCACCUGUCGAACAGCAACAACCUGUCCCGGCAUGUGCCUACGAGUGUACCAUCGAUCGAUACUAGUCGAGCACCGAAUGGAGAAUUAACCAGUGUCAUCACAAGCACUGCGGUAGCGGAGAGGGCCAGUAACUGAAAUAAAGAGACGUAGUUCUACAUCAAAAUUCCUUCGAAAAUUAAGUGUAUGUUGUUAAAGCCAAAAAUCUAGUUGGUAAGCUCUGGGAUAGUAGUGAUGUAGAUUGUCGUAGAGUAUCUUGUUCGAAAGCUGUAAAUAUAUUGUGAAAGUGUUUGUGAUGUGCAAAAUAAAUAAGUAUUUGAUUGUAAGAAA
Molecule: messenger RNA, 2876 nt
Organism: Aedes albopictus (Asian tiger mosquito)
Lineage: Eukaryota; Metazoa; Arthropoda; Insecta; Diptera; Culicidae
Product: trans-acting T-cell-specific transcription factor GATA-3
Exons: 6
Coding region: 300-2684 (794 amino acids)
Biological process (GO): negative regulation of transcription by RNA polymerase II; cell fate commitment; positive regulation of transcription by RNA polymerase II
Molecular function (GO): RNA polymerase II cis-regulatory region sequence-specific DNA binding; zinc ion binding; DNA-binding transcription factor activity, RNA polymerase II-specific
Source: RefSeq, a predicted model, not a curated record